UAUUUGGCUUUGGAGGGAAAAGAAAAGCCCCAAGGCUCCCUCGCCUAGGCUAGGGUUUGUGGCAGAGCAGGGAGGGAAUGUGGCAGCAGAUUCAAGCUUGAGGAAUGCCGAGGCUGUCGCCACUGCGGAUUUUUGGGAGCUUGCCCGGUGGCAGCAAAGGGGGGCAAUGCGCCGAGUCUGCGGAGAACGAGAGCGCUGGUCGUGUUCCCUUCGGUGAGAUCUCUGGAUUCGAUUCGUCUACUCCUUGCAACAGGGCACACACAGCCUCCAAUCCGCUUUCGGAGAAGGAGAAGAAUGUGGCUUCCGAUGGCGUUGCGGACAGGCGUGCCUUCAAUCCCACGCUCAAGCUCAAGUGGAUCCAGCAGCAGGCGAUCGUCAAGAAGCAGCAGCUCCAGCCCCGUGACGACGAUGCGCGAUCUGACACCAGCGAGCAGCAGCAGCAGCAGCCGUUUGGUACCCCGUCCUCGCGCGGCCCCCGCCACCAGCCUUACAGCAGCGUCCAGGCGGCGAGCAAGCACGGCGGAGGAAGCCAGUUCAGCACCCCUCGGGCUUGCAAGAUCGACAACAAGUAUGUGACCAUGCAUUCCGAGCCCGGGAGUAACUCUGGCCAUGCCGGGACUGGGACGCCCAAGAAGAGCGUGUCCAGGACGCUCAAGUAUAACCAGGACGCGGGGCUGCGUGCUGCCGGAGCAGUGCCGGGGCCGGUAGUAAAGUCUCUGGGAUUCUGUCAGGGACAGCACGGGGAAGUUUUGGCACCGGCACACUUUGAGCUCGAGGAGGACGUCUCCUUUUGGCAAGACCAUAAUGUUCAGGUGCUCAUCCGUAUAAGGCCUCCCAGCCCGCUAGAGGUUUCGCUUCAAGGCCCCGGCAGAUGUCUGCGUCAGGAUACUGCUCACAGCCUUACGUGGAUCGGGCACCCCGAAUCAAGGUUUACCUUCGACCAUGUGGCCUGUGAAAGCGUCAACCAGGAGAAGCUGUUCAGAGUCGCGGGGCUGCCAAUGGUGGACAACUGUAUCUCCGGAUAUAACAACUGCAUGUUUGCCUAUGGUCAGACGGGGAGUGGGAAGACCCAUACAAUGCUUGGCGAUAUUGAUCAGGAGCAAAGCGAGGAAAGAGGAAUGAUACCCCGGGUUUUUGAAUACCUCUUUGUAAAGAUCCAACUGGAAGGGGAAGCUCGCAGAUCUCAAGGCCUUGAGUUCGCAUGUAAAUGCUCGUUUCUGGAAAUUUACAAUGAGCAAGUUUCUGAUCUUCUCGAGCCGUCCACCACCAACCUGCAAUUGAGGGAGGAUGUCAAGAAAGGCGUUUAUGUUGAGAACCUCAAGGAAGUAGAAGUCAACAGUGUUGGAGAUGUUAUGAAGCUGCUUAAUCAGGGCUCUGCAAACAGAAGAGUGGCGGCUACAAACAUGAAUAGAGAGAGCAGCCGUUCUCACAGCGUUUUCACCUGUGUAGUGGAAAGCAAGUGGGAGUCGGAUGAUUCCGUCAUCAACACACGUUUUGGACGAUUAAAUCUGGUCGACUUAGCAGGGUCUGAAAGACAGAAGAGUUCGGGAGCGGAAGGCGAUAGGCUCAAGGAGGCUGCUAACAUUAACAAGUCCCUCUCUACACUUGGGCUUGUCAUCAUGGUCCUUGUUGACGCUGCUAACGGCAAGCCGCGGCACAUACCGUACCGCGACUCUAAACUUACAUUCCUCUUACAAGAUUCACUGGGUGGGAACUCGAAAACAAUGAUUAUAGCAACUGUGAGCCCUUCUAACAGCUGCUCUUUGGAGACUUUGAGCACUCUAAAGUUCGCCCAACGCGCCAAGUUUAUCCGUAACAACGCUAUCAUUAAUGAGGACAGCUAUGGGGACGUUGUUUCCCUGCGUCAACAGAUCCAACAGUUGAAGGAUGAAGUGAACUAUCUUCGGAGUCAGGAUUGUAGAAACAAUGAUCAGCCUGUGGAGCCAUGUCUUUUACACAGUCUGGGUCAAGAAGUACUUGCUGCUUCUUUGAGAAGAGAGGCAGCGGCGGAAUCAGUCAUUAAGAACCUUGGGGUGGAGAUCAGUCACCUUAAACGACUGGUGAGGCAAAGGGAGGAAGAUACACAACGCGUGAAGAUGCUUUUGCGAUUUAGAGAGGACAAAAUCAGAAGGCUAGAAGCUGCGGAGGAUGGACCCACUGCUGGAGGCUCUUUUUGUUUGGAAGACAGGGAAGCUUUGGUAGAGGAAGUAAAGGUCCUUGGCAGCAGAGUCGAACACAACCCUGAAGUUACACGAUUUGCAAUGGAAAACAUACGCUUAAUGGAAGAGCUGAAAAGGUUCCACGAAUUUUAUGACAACGGAGAAAGAGAAACCAUGACUACUGAGUUGUCGAACCUUCGGGAUCAGCUUAUGGAGGUUUUGGAAGCAAAUGCGAUUUUGAAGGAGGAAUGUGGUAUUCAGAGCCAUUCACGGCUUUUAGAAGAGGUUGAGAAUUUCCGCUCUGAGGCGAACGUUAUGGAGGAGCAUAAGCAGAAAUCAGAAUCCUUACAACGGGAAAACGGAGAGCUCAUUAGGGAGUUGCAGAGUAGAACCAGCGAAAUGGAGUUUUACAAACGGGAGCUGGACGCGUAUAAGGAGAGAAAGGCCUGUGAUAUAGAAUCCAAUGCACGCUUAGAGCUGCAGUUAAAAGAGGCAAUGAGGGAGAAGCAAGCUCUAGAAGCCAGUCUCGAGGAAGCAGAUGAGUUACGUGAGCAGAUGGAAAGCCAGCAGUUAGUGUUAAUCAACGAGCUUGAAGCUGCUCUCUUGAAACAACAAAAAUACGAAAGUGACGACAGUACAGCCGUGUUAAGGAGCCAGGUGCAGUUGCUACAGCUUGAACUGAGAAGGAAAGAAGAAAUCCGCUGCUUAGAGAAGACUGUGGGCUUCGAUGAGGCAGAAAAAUCUAAGACCGAACAGGAGGUACUGAAGAUUAGGGAAGAACUUGACGAGGCACAGGAGUUGAACAGGCUUUUCUUCAGAGAAAAAAUACACAGGCUGGCUAUAGAAAAACAGAUGGAUGUCAGGCGUGCAGAAGUUGAAGCUGAGACGGCAGAUACUAUUUCUAAUCUGCAUAGGGACCUUCUUAUGGCAAAUGAUAAGUUCGCACUAUCUAGUAACCACGAAAAACUCUCAUCUGACGAGGUCGAAAGCUUGCAGCUUGAAAAUGCACGGCUAGCAAAUUACUGCAACGAACUGAGGCUGGGCAAAGAACAAGAGCUUUGCAAGCUCUGGCAACAGACUACAAGAAGACUAGCCGAUUAUCUAUCUGAAGGUGACGCGACACUUGAUGCUGCAGCAACGGAAAUGGAACGGAUUUUUCAGACUUCCUUGCCGGAUUGUCCACCAAGCCAUUUUGCUGCGGAGAAGCAAAAGGUUAUUCAGGCUUUACAGUUAAAGCUACACCAGGCUUUUGAGUUUGUCAAAGAUGCAGAGCAAAAGAUGGAGGCUUUAACUGACGCGACCUCAAAUAUGUCGAAAAUGCAAGAGACACAGAGAGAGGAGGUGUUGACGACAAGGAUUACUGCAGAAGAAGCCAUAUGCAGAGCAGACUGCCUUGAAGGGAACAUGAGAAAGCUCAACAAAUUUCUGGAGGUCGCCUUUAUAGUGAUUAACAACCUUGCCGAGGCACAGGAACAACAACGGGAACUAGAACGAACUGAAGACGCGGGUUUAAUAUGCUCACUAAGGAGGAGUCUGCUACUAUCCGAGAAAAGAGGACACGCCGCUCUUUUAGUUGUAAAGCAUUGCGUUGGCGUGGAGGAGCAGCUGAGAUCAAAGAUUUGCGACGGUGCAAGUAUUAUUUCGGAACAGCAAACAGCUAUAGCUAUUCUUCAGGAGAAGAAUGACACCCAUAUCCGUGUUUUAGAACAGACUCGAACCGAGCUACAAGAACACUCGACUAGACUACAUGAGGCUGAAGAGCUUUGGUGCGCCGAAAAGGAACGGCUGUUGACGGAUGUGAAAGUGUUAACGUCUCAGACCGAUUAUCUCGCGAAAGACUGUAGUUACUCGAGUUCAACACUACUCAAGCAGAUGGUCAGUUUCGAGCAGCAGGUGCACGAUUCCAAGUUACUGGUCGACGACGCGUUUCGAUCUAUCUCCCAUGAAGGAUUGUCAACACUGCAUGCGGUUAAGAUCGACAUAUCAGAGGCCCGAAACUUCGUUAACGCACUCAGGGAGGACAGUGACGCGAAUGUUUUAAAAGGCUACAAGGAGGUCGUUGCGACAAGGCUUGCGUUGGAAAAGGCCCGAGCGACACAUGCUUCUGACAUGUCCAAGGCGAAUCUGGAGUUGGACAUGCUCCGAGAAUCAGCUGAAGUUGAAAAGCUGCGAUUGCAAAUGGCAAUAGCUAAUGCUCAAGAGAAGCUUUCGUCGUUGCAGUUCAAAGUUGGCGAGCAAUCUUUGGAACUUCAGAAAGCUCAGCACAAGUGCGAGGCUUACGAGAAAGACUGUAUGGUGGCUGUAUCAGAAAUGCAUGAGCUGGACAUAAAGGUUCAGGAGCUGGAUGACCACAUCGCGCGGCUUGAAGCAGAAAACGGGGCGUUGAAGGGCAGGGUCGCCUCGUUGCUGGAAGAUAUCGAAAGGAAAAAUGCUGCGUGCAAGGAGCUAGAGAUUUCUGUUCAGGAGCUCGUUGAGGAGGCAAGGAAGAAACAAGAUGACACUUUACAGCUUCGGCAAGAGAUGCAUUCCAAGGGUGACAACAUUCUCCGGUUGGAAACGGUGGUUCGUAAUGCCCAUGAGGAGCUUUCACGAUCGAACCAUGAAGUGGCUGCGACAACAAAGGAGUUACAAUCUUUGAAGGACGCGACACUGGCAGAGAAGUCCACAUUGAAGUCUAGUAUUCAAGAAUUGGAAUAUAAGAUGGUGGACUUGAAUCUUAUAAAAUCGAAACUUGAGGAAAAGAACAACGUCCUCGAGCAGCAGGUUGCGGUGCUAGAGCGGAACUCCAGAGCGUCACAUUCGGAUUACGAAAGUAAAAUUUCGAACGAGAUCGAAAAGAAAGAGUCUAUUAUCAAGGGCUUGGAAUUUGACAUGGGUUUACUUCAGGAGUCAUUCGCUGACAUGGCUGAGACAAAAGCUGACGUUCUGGAAACCAAUGCGAAGCUACAGCAUGAAUUGUCCUUGAGGUUGAACGAUCUUUCAGAAGCACAAGGGCUUCUUGCAAGUGCGCGCGGGGAGCUCUCGGAAAAAUUGAGUAGUCUGCGCUGCCUGGAAGGCGAGGCUGAUACGCUGAGAGAUCUUAAGGCGACUUUGGCAUCAGAAAACAACGCUCUCGUUAAGAAAAUUGAAGAACUCGUGUUUGAAAAGAACAACGUUCAAGACGAGUUGGAAGAAAAGUCGCAUUUAGUUGAGAGUUUGGAUCUAGAGCUUUUGGAGCUGAGCUCCUUGGUGGAACAGAAGGUGGCAGAGGCUGUUAGUUCUGUACAGGAGGAGCUGAAUGCUGUACUUCAGGAGCGGGACAGGCUAAGUGCGGACCUGUUGGUUGUUACCGAGCAGCUUGACAUGGCCCAGUCACUCGCUGACGAAAGAGAAAUCGUGGCAGUCGAGGUUGGGAUAAUAAAACGUGAAGCACAAAUGCAGCGGUUGAUGAGAGAAGAUUUAGAAACUGAAGUGCAAUCCCUACGACAUGAGAUCACUCUGAGAACCGGGAUGAUUGCAGCGAAGAAAACAGACGAAGAAGCAAUCCUGAAGCUAAAGGAAGAAAUUGCCAAGCUUUCUGAAGAUUGUUUCGAGAAAGAGUCACAGAUCCAGGCGUACAACAAGCAUAUUUCAGAUCUAACGACUGCCUCCACCAGACAAGCAUCCCACUAUCAACAAAAGAUCAACGAGCUGGAAACGUUUUUGGAUCAGGCAAAAGCGACGAAAACAAAGGGGUCGAGCUCACCAUUCAAGUGCAUAGGGAAAGGUCUUUCGCAGCAGAUGAACUCAGAGUUCGACGAAGAGCUAUCUGCAGCAAGGCACCGUAUCAGCGAACUUGAAACUAUCGCUGCCGGCCGACAAAGAGAGGUGUACAUGCUAAACUCGAGGCUUGCAGAAGCGGAAAGUAUGACACAUGAUGUCGUCAGAGACCUUCUUGGAGUUAAAAUGGACAUUACAAAUUACGCUUCGCUACUUGGCCAGGAUCGUUUUCCAGAUUCGUCAAACCAUGAGAACGUUCAACUCUUGCAAAAGCAACCUGAGGAGUAUAUUGAAGAACGGGAUAGUUGUCUUGACGAAAUAGACCACCGUCAGAAUGAAGUUGCUGCCAUUCGUGUAGCAGCUGAGAAGCUCCGGCUGCGAGAGCAAGCGCUAAACAGUGAGAACGAAAAACUGAAGGGAGAACUUGAUGCAUUCAAAAAGCACAAGUCUGGUUUAGAGAACGAGGUACGGAAGCUAUCCGGACAACAGAACCUUCAGCAAAGAAUUCAUCAUCAUGCCAAGAUCAAGGAGGAAAACAAUCUGCUAAAAGCUAAAAACGAUGAGCUUUCGACUAAGCUUCGAAACAUGGAAAUACGUUUGAGUCGCGUCCAUGAGGAACUUGACCAACAUCGUGACGCAAAUGGGAAGCCACGAUAUGAGGUUGAGCAGCAACUUCGCAGCAAACUAAAGGAGGCCGAAGAUGAUAAUCUCCAAAUGGCCGAAGAGUUAUCAAACAUGUGCAAGAAGAUCAUGCAGGUUUCGGGCGCUUAUCACACUGAGGGCCAUGUGGAUACUUCAGUGGCAUGGCAGUCAUUGGAGAUGCUUCAUCAUCAGCUCGCUGAUAACCAGAAGCAGGUGGCCGACCUCAAGCAUAUAAUAGCUGACUACCGUAGAGUUGUAGACCGUUAACAGCCAAUUGGGAUCCUGCGCGAGGGCAAUGGUUCGCCUAAGUCUCUGGUGCGCUACGUCUUGCGCGCUGCUAUUGGUUAUCUAGAAAAUUCUUGAGCAAUGAAAGUUGCGAUUUUGAUGAA
Molecule: messenger RNA, 6928 nt
Organism: Selaginella moellendorffii
Lineage: Eukaryota; Viridiplantae; Streptophyta; Lycopodiopsida; Selaginellales; Selaginellaceae
Product: kinesin-like protein KIN-12E
Exons: 35
Coding region: 105-6806 (2233 amino acids)
Biological process (GO): microtubule-based movement
Molecular function (GO): microtubule binding; microtubule motor activity; ATP binding
Source: RefSeq, a predicted model, not a curated record